UCUGCGCGUGCGCAGGGCUGGCUGUUUGGAAGCAAGGAAGGAGCGAGGCUGAGAUGGCGGCCAAAGGAGGGAACCGGGGCAAAGCCUUGGAGCUGCUGCGGACCCUGCCCCGGGUCAGCCUCGCCAACCUGAGGCCCAACGGCGGCGCCCGGCAAACGGAAAGGAGACGUGGACGUGGAAGGUAUAGAGGUCGGAAAAGUGGCCGAGGUCAUAAAGGAGAAAGGCAAAGAGGAACCCGCCCACGCUUAGGAUUUGAAGGAGGGCAAACUCCCUUUUAUUUAGUUAUCCCCAAAUAUAGCUACAAUGAAGGGCACAGUUUCAGACGUCAGUAUCCACCUCUCACUCUUAGAAAGCUACAGUACUUGAUAGAUUUAGGUAGACUUGAUCCCACAGAACCAAUAGAUCUAACACAGCUGACAAAUGCCAGAGGUGUAACAAUACAACCACUGAAAAGGCAUUAUGGCAUCCAACUUGUGGAGGAGGGUGCUGAUACCUUUGCAGCAAAAAUAAAUAUUGAAGUGCAGAUGGCAUCAGAAUUAGCCAUUGCUGCAGUUGAAAAAAAUGGUGGCGUUAUUACUACAUCUUUCUAUGAUCCAAUCAGUUUGGACAUUCUUUGCAAGCCAGUGCCAUUUUUUCUGCGAGGCAAACCAAUUCCAAAGCGAAUGCUUCCUCCUGAAGAUCUUGUUCGUUACUAUACAGAUGCUAAGAAUCGUGGCUACUUGGCUGAUCCAUCAAAGGUUCAAGAAGCAAGACUGGAACUUGCCCAAAAAUAUGGUUAUAUAUUACCAGAUAUUACAAAGGAUGAACUAUUCCAAAUGCUGAGCAGGCGCAAGGAUCCUAGACAGAUUUUCUUUGGGCUUGCUCCAGGUUGGGUUGUAAACAUGUCAGAAAAGAAAAUUCUGAAGCCAACAGAUGAGAACUUGUUAAAGUACUACAGUUCAUGAGCAUUUGAAUUGAAGACAGUUUUGUGUCUUUGAAUUAUUACAGAGACAUAAUAUCAUUUUUUUGCUGGAAAACAAAGCUAGUUACAAUGCAAAUAAAAUACUAAAAUAUUG
Molecule: messenger RNA, 1055 nt
Organism: Sceloporus undulatus (fence lizard)
Lineage: Eukaryota; Metazoa; Chordata; Lepidosauria; Squamata; Phrynosomatidae
Gene: MRPL15
Product: mitochondrial ribosomal protein L15
Exons: 5
Coding region: 54-944 (296 amino acids)
Biological process (GO): translation
Cellular component (GO): mitochondrial large ribosomal subunit
Molecular function (GO): structural constituent of ribosome
Source: RefSeq, a predicted model, not a curated record